GAUUGUUAAUUUGGCAAAGCUUUUUGCAUGGUUAAUUGUGAAUGGAGGAUUGUCUGUUAUAAUUUUAAAGACUGUCACUUUUACUAAAUUGCAAUCUCAAAGUCGGUUAUUUUUCCAACUCCUUUUUUCACACAUUAUUUUAACUCAAAAUGCGAGCAAACGUAAUCCACAAUUACUCGUCAAAAUUUUCAUAAAUGUGGUGCAUAAUCCAACAUUGGCGCAAGGAAUAAUGUUCUUUUUACACCAUUUUGUUAAAACAGGAGAUAUUUUAGAAGAAGAAGAGAAAGAAAUAGUUGAGUGGGGAUGUGAUGUCACUAAAAAAGCGAUACAGAGAAGCUUAAGUGCUGAAAAGAUUUUGUAA
Molecule: messenger RNA, 361 nt
Organism: Dentiscutata erythropus
Lineage: Eukaryota; Fungi; Glomeromycota; Glomeromycetes; Diversisporales; Gigasporaceae
Source: the annotation of a GenBank genome assembly